Molecule: messenger RNA, 1365 nt
Organism: Boeremia exigua
Lineage: Eukaryota; Fungi; Ascomycota; Dothideomycetes; Pleosporales; Didymellaceae
Exons: 2
Coding region: 1-1365 (454 amino acids)
Source: RefSeq, a predicted model, not a curated record
AUGGAGUUCCCGCCAAUGCCUCCUCCGAAACAAGUGUAUUACAAAACUGCUAAUGCGUUGCUGCUGGGAGCGGCCAACAAGAAUCCAAGAAAAGUGCAGCCGCUAGUAACCCAGCUGCAAGCAGAGCAUGCGUUGCAUCUGCUCAAAUUUCCGCACGGCCGCGAUGUCACUCUUGUCACCGAAAAUGGUGUUCAGUUUAUGAUCCAUUCAGUCAUCGUCGCCGGAGGUCCUAAGUAUCUCGAGAAACGAUGCUUUCCGCAACAUGUAAGUGAGGCCACAGGCCUCAAGCCGCUGUCAAAAGGAAAUUCGAAACUGAAGCAGGCGACACAGCCGAGCACGCCGACGUGGAUCAAGAUGCCACCAGAGUGUGACGCUCUCUUGGUGGAUCGACUCAUCAGCUUCCUCUACACCAAAGACUACGAUAUCAAGAUCGCCGCUAAGGCCUCGCAGUUAUGCGAUGGUCCUUACGACCUCACCAAUGCAUCGUUCGUUCCGAACCAGACACCGACAAGCAUGCCCCAUUUCGGUGAGGCACGCCACAUGUUCCAUAUUCAGAUGUAUGCUCUGGGCGAGAGACUCCAGUACGAAGCGCUUAUGACAGUUGCCCGAGCCAGGCUGUGGGGUUCUCUUGACAUAAUCAUGCAUGAACCCGACUUACAGACGUCGGUGGGAUUGCUCCAGGAAUGUGUGGAAGCCUGCGUCCCGACUGAUACUACAGUGCCUGUGUGCUGGGAUGAGGACGGCAUGCUUCAGCAACUGAUUGUCGCAGCUAUACUGUUCUACACGACCAGAGACUGGAACAGCUCCGACACCGAUGCCCUCGUCACGCACUUCACCCAGCCGAAGUACGCCGCAUUCAGGAUGGUAUACAGCGCCAUUGAGGAAGAAAACUCGCAGUUCUUGGACACCAUGGACGUCUCAAGUCCCAUGGACAUGAGGCGUUCCAAGGCCCAGGCCAUGAAGGCACAGUUGGCUGAAAUCGCGCAGGAAAGAAAGGUCAACAAGGCCAAGACCAGAGCACAGAAAUCCAAAGACGCCAGGGCCCUCAACGCCAAGGUCUUCGGCAGCAUCAACAUGGCUAAAGCGGCAGCUGACCUCGCGAUGGCGCGUAGAUUCACAGCUCAAACUCGGGACGUCCAGGCUAUUCAGGCUGUUCAAGGCGUCCUAACCGGCACCGAGCAGAACAUGUUGCAUCCAUCGGCUUUCGUCCACCGGUUCGUUCCCAACGACAACGGUCAGGGCAGAGAUCAGGGCUCCGACGAAGACCGUUACAACGCGGAGAGUGGCCAGAUCGAUCACCAGAUUGAGACAGAGAUGCAGGCUAGCAUGACGAGGCUGGCGAUCGAAGACGUUUCUCAAGACUGA